UAGCCUCUUCCUAGCGCCUGCUGGGAGCAGAACCGUGAGGACGCGGGGACUGAGCGUAGGGCCCAGGGGCGAGCGCACGCCCUCGCGAAGCCCGGCGGGAGGCCGCUAUGGAGCCGUCUCCGCAGGCUCGGGUCCUGCGAUGCUGCUGCUGCCGCGUCUUCCAGGCGCACCAGGUGAAAAAGAGUCUCAAGUGGACAUGCAAAGUUUGUGGAGAGCAGCAGUCAUUUUUACGGGCUUACGGUGAGGGCUCUGGUGCCGACUGUAGACGCCACGUCCAAAAAUUGAAUCUGCUGCAGGCCCGGCUAUCAGAGACGCCACGCAGGUCUCCGGAAGAGCCUGUUCAUGCUGGCAGAGGGAGAAAUGCAGGUCCUGGGCCGGCCGAGCUUCUGAGUGCACAGGUGAGCCAGCAGGAAGAACCCCAGCCAUCCAGGAACCGCUGGCGGAAGUACCUGGAAAGGGGCUCUGGAGAGCUAGGGCUGCAGGGAGCCGUGGGUUUCAGCAGCUGGUCCUCGUCCUCAGUGGGAAAGCUGAACGCUCCCUCUGGGACCCGCCUGCCUAGAACAAGGGUCACACCAACCUGGCCAGGAAGGUCAGAGGGAGCAGUCACCAGGCCUGGGACACUGGGGAGAGCCCUGGGCCUGGGAGGGCGCCAGUGUGCCACCCAGCAGGUGAGGGCCAUGCCUUCUCAGUGGGUACGAUUCCUUCCACCACCUAGGAACAGCACACAGGUGGACACAGAGCCCUCAAUACUGCUGCAGAGGGGCCCCAUGCCAGCUGAGGCAGCACGAGCUGAGCAGGAGACCCCACAGGACUCAAACCACAAGACUACUGGUGCACUCCAGCUUCCUUGGGCCACACACACUCCAUGUGGGCCCAAGAGGCCCUUUGAGGUGAUCCCUGAGCAGUUGUGGGGUACAGGCCCUCAAGCAGAGGGCGGGUCCUUGGUCAGAGGGGCACCAGAGUCCCGACUUGUGCGACUACAAGACCUCUUUAACACUGGGGAGGACUUCGAUGACGCCCUGUGA
This is a messenger RNA of Phyllostomus hastatus (greater spear-nosed bat), 1025 nucleotides long. It is a transcript of the gene MRNIP, whose product is annotated as MRN complex interacting protein. Lineage: Eukaryota; Metazoa; Chordata; Mammalia; Chiroptera; Phyllostomidae. Gene Ontology annotation, molecular function: chromatin binding. Gene Ontology annotation, biological process: mitotic G2 DNA damage checkpoint signaling. The transcript has 6 exons. Bases 108 to 1025 code for a protein of 305 amino acids. The record is from RefSeq and is a predicted model, not a curated record. Gene Ontology annotation, cellular component: nucleus.